AUGUUAUCUCCUAAAACAUCUUUAACGUCUUCGUUAUCUACUUUGUUGACAUCUUCAGUAGGUAUUGGUUGUUUUUAUUUGCCAUAUAUGUUUAGAAAUAAUGGUUUAGUUAUUGGAAUAACUAUAACUCUACUUUCUGGAGCAUUGUCAGUGAUGUCAUUGAAAAUAUUAGCACAAGCUACCGAAUUAACUGGAGCAGAGACAUAUGGCACAUUAAUUUAUUAUUCAUACUAUGACCAGAUUAAUGAAGGCUUAUUCCCCUCCAAUGGAACUAGAUCUAAAAUUUCUUUACCAAGGAUAUUUGAUAUUUUGGUAUUUCUAGAUUGUUUCUUAUGUGUCUCAAUAUUUUUUAUUGUAUUAUCUGAACUAGUACCUCCUUUAUUUACUUAUAUGGGGGGUUUAUCUAGGAAUAUAUUUAUGUUUAAAUCAGGUGUGGCAAUUAUAUGCUUAUCAUCUUUACUAUUUUUUCCAAUAUGCUUAUCAAAGAGAUGCUAUGAAUGGUAUGGAAUCGCAUAUAUGGCAUUCACUGCAGUAACACUUUGUAUAUUUAGUAUUUUAUACUACUUAUUUUCUGGUAAUAAUCCAAUUUCAACUUCAGUAGUAUUAUUUCCUUCAAACAUAAUGAAUAAAUCUAUUUUAUAUAAUUCUCAACUACUUUUUAAUAUUUGUAUAUUUGCUUAUUUUUCUCAAUUCAAUAUAAUACCAGUUGUAUCUAGAUUAUAUAAUCCUUCACCUUCACGAUUAAGAUUUUUAACAGCUUCGUAUGGAAUUAUCUUAGUAAUAACAUACUCUAUUAUGAGUGCAUGCGUAUAUUUAAUGUUUGGAAGUAAAAUAUACUAUUUUUCUCUAACCAAUUUUGCAGAUGAUGAUUUUGUAUUUACUGUAUGUAGAUUUUUGAUUGUUAUAUCGAUAUUAUUUAUUAUACCAUUACAUAUAUAUCCAAUGUUGGAAGCUUUGACCAAUCUUAUUUGUAAUGACUAUGAUUUAAUAAGUAAACAUCAAACUAUAGAAAAUGAAGACUAUGAAGCAGUUAUGACUUCACAACCUCUGAUUGAUAAUAAUAAUACAAGUCUAAUAAAUAGAUCUCAACAAUCUAAUAGCAAUUCAUUUAUCAGAUCUACACCUGGGAGAAAUAUAAUGUUGUCUAUUUCACUUAUCUCAUGCUGUACUCUAGCCCUACUAUUUCGAAACUCAGGUAUUUCACUAAUCAUUAUUACUGGAGGUCUAAUUGAUUCAAUUUUUGUUUUUUUAAUUCCUGCUUUGAUCCAUCAGAAAUUAAUUUCAAGAAGUGGUGAAUCAUUCUUUAAACAUCCAAUUCGUUUAAUAUUUGCUAUUUUAUAUAUCAUGGCAACUUGUGGAUCACUAAGAACUAUUUUUAGAAAAGUAUGUUUUCAUGUUAUAUUUUAG
Messenger RNA from Cryptosporidium muris RN66, 1407 nucleotides. Its product is annotated as transmembrane amino acid transporter protein, putative. Gene Ontology annotation, biological process: amino acid transmembrane transport. Bases 1 to 1407 code for a protein of 468 amino acids. The record is from RefSeq and is a predicted model, not a curated record. The transcript has a single exon. Lineage: Eukaryota; Apicomplexa; Conoidasida; Eucoccidiorida; Cryptosporidiidae. Gene Ontology annotation, molecular function: amino acid transmembrane transporter activity.